Messenger RNA from Sinocyclocheilus rhinocerous, 2726 nucleotides. RefSeq names its product cbp/p300-interacting transactivator 3-like. Gene Ontology annotation, biological process: regulation of DNA-templated transcription. The record is from RefSeq and is a predicted model, not a curated record. Gene Ontology annotation, cellular component: nucleus. Bases 128 to 850 code for a protein of 240 amino acids. Gene Ontology annotation, molecular function: transcription coactivator activity. Lineage: Eukaryota; Metazoa; Chordata; Actinopteri; Cypriniformes; Cyprinidae. The transcript has 2 exons.
AGCAGCAGCAGCAGCAGCCUGUUCAGACUAGAGUAGAGUCGCUGGAGAUACCUGCGCUGCUUUACGGAGACUGAGAACACGAAACAGCAUCUCUACAACCACAGGAUUUAUUUGACGUUGAGAAGGCAUGGCUGAACACAUGAUGAUGCCUAUGACCCACGGCUCUGCAGGAGGAGGCCUGCAUGGGUAUCGCAUGGGAAUGAACGGCCCUUCUCCGCAUGGACACCAGCCCGGUCUGCGGGCCCUUCCUAACGGGCAGCUCAUGCACUACGGCAGGGUGCCCCAGAGCUCCAUGGAGGCAGCCAUGAGGCAGAGGAACGUGAUGAACGGCGUCAUGAACGGUCAGGUCAAUGGCCAGAUGAGCGGUGGACACCCCCACCAAAUGCAGCAACCCAGUAUGAUGUACGGAAGUCCAAAUCAGCAACCGCAGGGUCACCCUCAAACCCAGCACCAUCAUAUGCAGCCCCAGAACCAGCACCCACAGCAGUAUAUGGGUGGAGGAGGCCUUACAGCAUCUCAGCAGCUUAUGGCGAGCAUGCAUCUUCAGAAACUCAAUACUCCGUACCACGGACACCCUCACGGGCCUAUGAAUGGGCAUCACAUGGGAAACGUCCAGCACAGGAUGGGCCCUGCUCAGUUGGCAGGCAUGCAGAUGGGCAUGGGUGGGCCAGCGUUGGGCCUCAACGUCAUGGACAUGGACUUGAUUGAUGAGGAGGUUCUGACGUCCUUGGUACUGGAGUUCGGGCUGGACCGGGUUCAAGAGUUGCCUGAGCUUUUCCUUGGACAAAACGAGUUUGAUUUCAUCUCAGACUUUGUGUGCAAGCAGCAACCAAGUACUGUCAGCUGCUGAAGUUCUGUUUCUGGUUCUUGAAUUAGAGAAGGACUUGGACGCCAAGAAAAAGCUGGGGCAAGACAAGAAAAGCUAAAACAACCAGGUUCUCCGUAUCUGUGAAGCUGUGCUAGUGCACGCUGUCUUUCAAUGAGGGCAUAGACUUCAAGUUCUGGAUGUUCUUCAGUCUUUGAAGAAGAACCUGGCGCAAGUUGGCUUUGGCGAGCAGGCCUUGUCUUGUCCCAUUGGUCAUCCUGGAUUGAUGUGACCAAGUGUCCCAGGGUUGAAUGUAACUUUGCAUGGUGGAAAAAGAAGUCUGCUUGGAACUUUGCAGAAACUGCUUUGCAUCCUUAGGCGGCAACUAGAAUCAAUAGCAUUUAGAAAUGUAUUUAUGUAUAACACCUACCAAAAAGCAGACAUGAUCUGUGGUGAUAGAGACUUGCCUUUUCUCGAACUAACCCCAUGACUUGUGAUAAAAAGCUGUUUGAAUGAGUGCGUUAUGUGGGAAUUGAAGGCUGGUACUUCAAAACGGGUUGUUUUUUCCAGUAGCUCUUAAUGAUAUUUGAAAUGGUAAGGGGGUGGUGAGGUGGCAGCGGUUGGGUAUGAAACAUACUUUGUGCGCAGUGUUUCCAUUCUUCCAUCAAAAGAUGACUGCCUAGUAAAAAAUUUUCACAUUUAACACUCAUUUUUGUGCUACAUCUAACUGAAUAAGACCCGAAAUGAGUGUCUUACAUUCACUAUAGGAUGUGUCUUGAUACUUUCAGGAAUAUUUCUGUCUUGCCUGGAAAAUGGUGGAAUGUUUUGUAGCCUCCCUUACGAAAUGCUGAGCCUGUGCUCCCUGCUGAUGAGAUGAUGAGUCUGAACUGUAAAACUGCCUUAUAGUUUUUUUUAAACCGAUACUGAUAAAUAUUCACUGUAGACAUUUCUUACCUUGUGAAUGAGGAAGAAACUGCUGUCUUUGUAUGAUUCAAAGAGGCGACAUCGAAACUCCAGCUGUUAUGUAGUGUUUGCUCAUACGCUUCUUAUUGUAGUGAAGAACGUGGACCAGUCUCCAUUAAGCCACAUGCUGAAUAAAGAAUUAAACCUUCUGCUUGUUUCUAAAUGAACCUUAAUGUCAAUCAUUCAACUACUGUUCGAAACAACCACUAACCAACCAACCAUAACACACAUUUCCUGAUUGGUGCAUUGAAAGCCAAACUUACAAACCAGAACGGAAUGUUGCUUCCUUCCUCGCUCCCCAAACAAUGCAGGUUUAAACCUGAUUACAUUUAAAUUACACUUGCAACCUUUUUAUUAAUUGAGGUCAGCAUGGUCAGUCAUCUCGGAUGGCCUGAUAAACACAAAAUGGACAUGUUCAUUAGCUUGCUAUCGCUCAGGGUGUAAUGAAGAGUUGGGAACGGCUGCCCUGCUGAGUUGGAGUACUUCCUGUGUCGUUACGUUGCUAGUUCUUGUGUUGAGUUCUCUGUGGGGGUUGGGUUGGUAUGGAAAUAGCACAGCGUACAGUACUAGUAGGUUAAUCUGUUCUACCAGAGCUAGGCUCAACUCCCUCAACUCUACCCGCCCCAGCUGGGGUAACUGCUGUACGUACGGCUUGGAAUGGUGAAAAUUGCCACCGAAUGAAAAAGCACAAAUUGAUGGGUCAUAUCCUGUGUUUUACAACUCCAUCUUGGCUGAUUGUUUAAGUCUCUGAUACAUAUGGAAUGGAAAAUUCAAGUUUCAGACUUUGAUUUCGUCAGCCGUAUUUCUUGUAUCAGUAGAGAUUGGAAUGUUUUCCCCAAUAUGCUUAUUCUGUCAUUUGUGAUACUUGGAUAAUUAUAAACAAACCACAUCUAGAAAAAGAAAAAUCAAAUGAUCUGUAGAUUUGUAAUUGAUGAUUAAAUUAUUUUUCACAUUCCCA